Trichosporon asahii var. asahii CBS 2479 is the source of this 1281-nucleotide messenger RNA. RefSeq lists its product as uncharacterized. The transcript has a single exon. Gene Ontology annotation, cellular component: Cdc73/Paf1 complex. The record is from RefSeq and is a predicted model, not a curated record. Gene Ontology annotation, molecular function: chromatin binding; RNA polymerase II complex binding. Lineage: Eukaryota; Fungi; Basidiomycota; Tremellomycetes; Trichosporonales; Trichosporonaceae. Gene Ontology annotation, biological process: transcription elongation by RNA polymerase II. The coding region runs from base 1 to 1281 and encodes 426 amino acids.
AUGUCGCACAAGACGAAGUCGGACCUUUUGGUCCGCGUGCGGUUCGAGAACCCUCUUCCGCCGCCGCCCUUCCCCGCCAAGUUGUUCAAGGUCUCGACCGAGAUUGGUCGUCUCGGCGAGCCCUCGUAUCUCGACCAGCUCGCCUCCUCUGCGCCGAUCCCCAUGCUCGCCGACGCCGAGAUGGGCAUGCCGCUCGACCUGAAUGUGUACCCCGGUGUUUGGGACGGAGACGACAGCGCGCUGAACCCUGUGCCGGAUGCGGACCGCGUGCAGGAUGCGACGGAUGCGCUCCUCCUCACGCCGCUGAAUGUCACGAGCAACGCGCCCGCCAAGGCGGACGUCAGCUGGAUGCGUAACUCGAGCUACAUCCAGCGCCGGAACGGAAACGUGCGCCGCGCAGCGCAGGAGAGGCAGCGGCAGGAGGCCGUCGACCACAGCGAGGCGGCGCAGAUCCUGGCUAUCGACAAGACGUUCGCCGACGUCCAAGUGCCGGCAAAGGAGAUGAAGCAUCCGGACCCGAAGAGGCGACACCUGAAGGUCGUCGAGGAGUACGACAUUCUCCCCGACGCCGAGGCGUGGAGCAACUCGUACAUCCUCGUCAAGUUCCCCGAGCGCCCGAGUGCCGUUACGGCGCUCAACCCCACCGCGACGGCGAGCACGGCGCGUCUCGAGAGCGCCGUCCUGCGCCCGAUCGUCGAGGACGACCAGCAGAUCAUCGAGUACUACCUUCCGCCGGAGGAGGGCGUGGACCGCCUGGCGCACGUCUAUGCGACGCCUUUGGACGGCGACGGCGUCGAGCGCCUGAACCAGACCGCCGAGGAGGGCGGGGACGUGGACGCCGUCUUCCCGAACGUCCCCUACGACCGCAUCCGGACAUACGAGGUCGUCAUGCAGGCCGUGCCUGCCAAGGAGGUGCUGCUCACGUUCCAGGAGGAGGAGGCCGAGGACGAGGACGACGACAUGUUUGGCGGCGAGGACGAGGACGACGAACCCAAGCGCAAGCGUCGCAAGGGCGUGUACUACAACCCGAUCUCGUUCCGCACCCAGCUGCGCAAGACGCGCGUCGCCAAACGCGGGCAUGUCGAGACACGUGGAGAUAACUGGGACAAGAUCCGCAUUGGAUUCAGGCAGCCGGACGAGGACGAGGUCGACGAACGCAGGGCCAAGGACCGCCAGGUCGACGAGCCGGACUGGGUCGAGGAGAAGCUCGGAGAGCUGCGUGGUGGAGACCCGGGCGCUGAGCAGAUGGGGGAGGCCAUCAGGGAGGACAUCGACGAGUAG